Messenger RNA from Fomitiporia mediterranea MF3/22, 1121 nucleotides. RefSeq lists its product as uncharacterized. The record is from RefSeq and is a predicted model, not a curated record. The transcript is spliced from 4 exons. Lineage: Eukaryota; Fungi; Basidiomycota; Agaricomycetes; Hymenochaetales; Hymenochaetaceae. Bases 21 to 971 code for a protein of 316 amino acids.
CCGCACUUGUACCCAUCAAAAUGUCGAGUUUUAAUCCAGCAUUUCAGUCCUUCAUUGAUAAUUCUUUCAUUGGCGCAAUCCUGGGGUCUAUGCUGUAUGGGUCGUAUGUCUCAUUAGCGCUAUGCAACCUGUACUUCCUGUUUCGCAGAGGAUCGCGCAUCCUGCCAAUCUAUACGGCAACUUUACUCUGUAUCACCACUGCUUAUAUUGGCGUUACGAUGAACUAUGCGCAGAAACAGCUCAUCGAUCAGCCACUCACCCACGAUCCCAUCUCUGUCUGGCCUCAAGUUCUGAGGGAUGUGCUGUAUUCUAUCAAUACUUGGCUCACGGAUGCAUAUCUGCUCCAUCGUUGCUUUAUCGUUUGGAACGGUCAUUUCCAGUUCCCAGUAUUGUUCUUCCCCAUGCUCGUAUACCUUGGAUCGGUGGCUACAUCCAUCACGCUUCUCGUAUUCACCGCAGCUCCAGGAGCGACGUACAGUACUCGAUUAGUGCAAGUUUUCGGAAUUUCGAAUUGGAGCCUUUCUCUCGCUCUCAACGUGAUCGUAACGAUCCUCAUUGCGGGCCGUCUCCUAUGGCAUCGAUCGCGGGUUCGUUCUGUUCUCGGACACAAUCACGGACAGAUUUAUACGGAUAUACUCGUCAUCUCUAUUGAGAGCGCUGCCCUAUAUGCUGUGUUUGAGUUAUUGGUGCUGGCUACAUUCGUAACGAAUAACCCGACGGAAUCUACUUUUUUCGCAAUCGAGGGAAUCAUUCAGGUAAUCGCUCCUAAUCUUAUAAUAUUCCGAGUGGCAAGGGGCAAAUCCUUCAUCACGGAGUGCUCGGCCAAACAGACCGUAUCAAACAUGGUAUUUUCAACGUUCGAGGCUCGGCGGACUGCGUCUGUUAGCUCCGGGUCACGAACAGAACGAUCAGGGCACGAGAAGAAACAGAGCAAUGUAUUCCAAAACACAGAUCAUGCUAUGGAGGUGUAACAUACUUAUGGUAAAGGGAAAUACUUCUUUUCAGGAAAUUGGUGGACGGUCUUGUAAUUUUAAGAUUUGUUGUAACGAAAAUUUGUACUAUGAUUCUGAAUCGACAUAGCACGAAAAGCCGAGAGAUGCAUCUAAUUGUGCCGAAUAAUC